Durio zibethinus is the source of this 1564-nucleotide messenger RNA. RefSeq names its product putative membrane-associated kinase regulator 1. Gene Ontology annotation, cellular component: plasma membrane. The record is from RefSeq and is a predicted model, not a curated record. Lineage: Eukaryota; Viridiplantae; Streptophyta; Magnoliopsida; Malvales; Malvaceae. Gene Ontology annotation, molecular function: kinase inhibitor activity.
CCCAAAGUCCUUCCCCUCUCUUUUUCUUCUCCCUUUGGAUAUAAGACUAGUAGUUUACGUUUUAGAAGAUAUUAGGUGCUUCCCAUUGUUUUUAUUUUUGUUGCUGGUGUUGAUAAUCAUGAAGGUAAGGUUUUGAAAAAUGGGGAAGAGAAAAGAGAAAAUAGCUUCAAGAUCUCAAACACUACCCCCAUCUCCUUCACACUCUUUCUCUUCAUCCUCCUCCUCCUCCGACUUUGAGUUCACAAUCUCUCUUUCCCCACGGGCCAACUCCUCUUCCACCCUUCGUCCAGCUGACGAACUCUUCUACAAAGGCCAGCUCUUGCCUCUCCACCUCUCUCCUCGUCUCUCCAUGGUCCGUACCCUCCUUUUAGCCUCCUCCAGCACUUCCUCCGCCUCCGAAACAUCCUCCGCCACAGCCUCUCGUGACUCCACUGGCAGUUCGAACGACUCGCACUCAUCUUUCACUAGUGAUCUUGUUUUGCUUGUUGAUUGUGACUCCUCCAGGCCCAGCUCUGCCACCGAAGACGAUGAGUUUAAAAGGCUUAACAAUGGGAAUCAACUGUUUUCAAGUCAUCAGGGCCAGUUGAAUUACUACCAGAUAAAGAAAAGCAAGUAUUUUUCUUUGUCUAGGUUCUCUUCUGUGUUCAAGAAGGAAAAUAACAAGAACCAGGACCAGGAAAACAUGGCAGCAGCUUCUUCAUCAGUUAAAAAAAUUAGCACAACUGCAAAAGAAGUUAUAAGGAAAUAUUUGAAGAAAGUGAAGCCAUUGUAUGAAAAACUAUCCCAAAAGCAACAACAUAAAGUGGGAGGAAUCGGCGUAGUUUCAGCUUUGUCAUCAACAAAGUCAGGUCCAGCUUCAUUCUCCAUCAAGCCAGAGAGAUCUGUCAAAGACAUAGAGAAGAUAAAUGCAAGGAAAGAAAGCAGCAAUAGUGGAUUUUCUCACUCUUUCUCGGGAAACUUAAGGUACCGAAGAAGGAGAAGCUGCGUUUCAAGUUGUCCUUCAUCGAUGCGGUCCUCACCAAGCCACUCUGGGGUGCUUUCCCGCAACGGCUUUCCAACCAUGGGCACGAAUACUGGUCGGGUCGGUAGUGCUGGUUCUGGCAUGCACUAUUCUGAUACAUCGUCAAUGGAAGAACUGCAGAGUGCAAUUCAAGGUGCUAUUGCUCAUUGCAAAAAUUCAUUGCUUCAAAACAAAACCACUGCAGUAAAUAACGAAGUUUAACGAAAAAAAUCUCGUGACAUGAGUGCUAACUAGGUCUUCUUUUUUUUUUUUUUUUUAAUUUAACUUUGUGGAUUUGUCUCUUUGUUUUGUUUCAAGAUCUAUAGCAUCAAAAAAGAAAAUGAACGAGACAGUGAGAUUGUUUUUGAUGAAAGAGGUGAACGUGAAAUUAUUGUUUGACUUUACUUUGGUAGCAUCUAUUUGGAUUUGCCAUUAACUUGGCACGAAAUUUUAGGUAGCAUCUGAGAAUUUUAAUUAUGUUUUUUAAAAUAAUUUUGGUUUGAUAACAACGAGUUAUUAUGUUACUUGUUAACGUUUACACUCCAAUUUGUCUGUUUCUCUGAU